Messenger RNA from Ctenocephalides felis (cat flea), 1491 nucleotides. RefSeq names its product inositol polyphosphate multikinase-like. Gene Ontology annotation, molecular function: inositol-1,4,5-trisphosphate 3-kinase activity; inositol tetrakisphosphate kinase activity. Gene Ontology annotation, cellular component: cytoplasm; nucleus. The record is from RefSeq and is a predicted model, not a curated record. Gene Ontology annotation, biological process: inositol phosphate biosynthetic process. The transcript has 6 exons. The coding region runs from base 127 to 1491 and encodes 454 amino acids. NCBI's taxonomy places the organism in Eukaryota, Metazoa, Arthropoda, Insecta, Siphonaptera, Pulicidae.
AUCCGCAUGUGUUAACAUCGCAUAUAAUUUUUCUUUGGAAUAAUUUCUUAAAAUUUGUGCUGUGUUUCAAUUGUUCAUAUUUGUUAAAUAUUUGUUACUCUACUGCUACUACUACAUCCGGAUUAAAUGGACGUUAUAAGUCGAAUGCAAUUGCCGCCUUUCCAGGGGCGGCGUCAAAGCACACCAGGAGUUUUCUUCGGUCAAUUAUCUUCUCUUCGAGUACCAGCAUCUUUGACAUCUUCGCCCAUGCAACGCGCGGACUCCUUGACCACCGAACUACCUCCAGACACCGCCCCUCUGGACAACCAGGUGGCUGGACAUAGCUUCGAACCGGGGACAGAUGCCCUGGGGAUGCUUAAACAUUCCGAUGGCACAAUCCUGAAACCUUGCACAAAACCGCUGUGUGGAAUCCGCGAAUCACGUUUCUAUGAGUCUCUCAAAGAAAGCACCAGUAGAAGCAAAGCUCUUCUUGCUUCGCUGGUUCCUGAGUAUCAUGGUACAAGAAGAUUACGAGUUGGCCCAAGAGACAUCAAUUUUAUAGUAUUAGCCGAUGUUACCCAAGGCAUGCGAGAACCUUGCAUUAUGGAUGUUAAGAUUGGUAAAAGAACCUGGGAUCCACUUGCUACUCCUGAAAAGAUUAAAGCCGAGGAGUCUAAAUACACUGCCUGCAAAAAUACCCUUAGUUUUUGCAUUCCUGGAUUCCAAGUUCAUUCUAUUAAAACCGGACGGGUACGAAGAUUUGGUAAAGACUAUGGUAAAAAGUUGAGCCCAGAAUCUGUUAAGGAAGCAUUACGUACAUUUUUAAAUGCACCAGACGAUACUCAACUAUGCCGUGCUCUUCUGGUUCAAUUGCUGGCUGGACUGUGGCGAGUUUUACGAUGGGCGCGAUCUCAGACUGACCUUCGUCUUUAUAGCAGCAGCCUGCUGUUGGCUUACGAUGCAAAACGCCUUCGUGAAGAGUUGGAAGCGCGCCCACCAGUACCAAAACCAGUAAACAGGGUGCGUCUAGGACGUUCUGGUAGUUUGCGCCUGCAUACGAAACCUUUAGAUACAUUAUCGAUGAACGGCUCAUCGUGCGCUCUUAGCGGUCAAUUAAGUCCCACAGGAGCCCCCCUAUUUAGACCAGGUAGAAGACCUUCAUCUCCGGAAAUCUUAUUUAGUGCAGCAUCAAAUCCAGCCACAGCAAUAGCCGGUUCUCCUACAAAAUACCGUGGUCUUCAACGAACACAUUCGUUCAGACAUAACUAUGACAACGACAUGAAAAAUAUAAGACGAAAUUACGAAAGCAUGCUUGAUGAUUUGAUAGCAACUGAAGAUGCACCAGCGUCGGGAACGCCUGGUGAUAAUUGGGCAGUUGUGAAAAUGAUAGAUUUUGCUCACGUGUUUCCGGCAACUAAUGAAUUCGGGCCGGAUAAAAACUAUUUGGCCGGAGUUGAAAAUCUUGUAAAAUUGUUCGAAGCACUGCUUGUAGAAACAGAAUGGACUGAAUGA